AAGUAAACAAACCAGUUUUCUGGCAAUAUGGUUGUGGCACUUUUUCUUUAGAGAAGUAUUGUUUUUUCUGCUUUUUAUUUUUUCUUUAAACGUUGUCCUAUAUUCGAUUUAAAUCGUAGAAAGUGUUUCAUUCUAGCAUAUUUGAAUGUUAUAAGCCCUACAGUGAUAUGUGAGGGGUAUUUUCGCUUACGAUUUUGAAAUAAAAUGUGUUGUGAAGAUAAGAGAGGAAUUUUAAAUACAAUCUUAUUGCUGCUGAAGUUUCAUAUAAGUGUCGUAAUGAUUUCAUAUUGCUAAAAUGAAUGUUACAGCAAAUAUCCUCCUGCCAAGAAGGCAAAUCAUGUCUGUUCCUUUAAACAGUGAUAUAACGGAUGCUACUUCUGUAGGUGUGAAUCAUUCAUUAUUUAAUGGGACAACAAUAAUUUCGCCUAUAUUUCUACAGACUAUUGCUGCACAAACCAUAUCUGGUGUUUUUGUUUGGUCUGCUUUGCUUAUAACUUGCUAUCAGAUUUACCUCCAUUUAUGUUACUAUACAAGUCCAGCAGAACAACGAUGGAUUGUUCGAAUUUUGUUUAUAGUCCCCAUUUAUGCUUUUGAUUCUUGGUUGUCUUUGUUAUUUUUUCAUGAUAUGUAUUAUAUAUAUUUUGACAGUGUCAGGAACUGGUAUGAAGCAUUUGUGAUCUAUAACUUCUUAAGUUUGUGUUAUGAGUAUCUUGGUGGUGAAAGUAAUAUUAUGGCUGAAAUUCGAGGCCAGCCAAUAAAAUCCAGUCUUUUGUAUGGAACUUGUUGUCUCAGUGGAAAAACUUACACCAUUGGCAUUUUAAGGUUUUGUAAACAGGCCACGCUUCAAUUUUGUGCUGUGAAGCCACUGAUGUCUGUUAUUACCUUAAUUUUACAACCUUUUGGAAAAUACUCAGAUGGAGAUUUUAGACCUGACAGUGGUUAUCUUUAUAUCACAAUCAUCUACAAUAUAAGCAUUACAUUAGCUCUGUAUGGACUUGUUUUAUUUUAUUUUGCUACUAAAGAACUUUUAUCACCUUAUGAACCAGUUUGGAAAUUCUGUACAAUAAAGUCUGUCAUUUUUCUCUCUUUCUGGCAAGGUGUUGUUUUAGCUAUAUUAGAAAAAGGUGGUGUAAUAUCAUCAAUUCCUGGCACGAGUGCUGGAACUGUAUCAGCUGGUUACCAGAAUUUUUUGAUCUGCAUUGAGAUGUUUUUUGCAUCAUUGGCACUCCGAUGUGCUUUCCCUCAUACUGUAUACAUGACUGGAUUUCAGACUGAUGGCUAUGGCAGAACAGUUACCAUGCAAAGCAUUUCUAGUAGUUUAAAGGAAACCAUAAAUCCUAAGGAUAUAAUGAACGAUGCUAUUCACAAUUUUCAUCCUCAAUAUCAGCAGUAUACUCAGUAUACUGCACCUCCACCUCCACUGCCAGGAAUGAGUGGGGACACCACAGCUAAUGGAGGAAUUGAACCCAACUCUAAUGAUAGACAAAUGAGCAGCAACACAAACAAUGCACAAGCUACUCCCGUUCCUCUGCAGUAUGGCGAAAAGAUUCUUCUUCUUAGUUCAGACGAUGAAUUUCAGUAAAAAUAAUAGGCUUCUGCAGCUGUAAAUGCAACUAUGAAUAUUUAAUGCUGUCUAAUGAGUACAUUGUGAAAUGCUAGAAAUAUGGAUAUGUCUUUCUAAUAGUUAUUUGAAAGCUUUUAUGUGAUGAUUAUUUUGAAUUUUGCUUACAGUGUUGAAUUCAGUGAAUCGGCUGAGUUGGUCACAGAUGCUAUUGCAGUUGUUGGAUUGUUUACAUUUAUGUAGAUAAUACGAUGUACUUACUCAUUGUAAUAUAUGUUUUAAUGUUAUGUACCUAAUAUUCAAAUUUUAAUUAAUUUGAUGAUUUUAUAUUGUUUGGUUUGAUAAGUUUGAAAGUGUCUGCAGCUUUCGUCAUGAGAUAGAAGCAGCUGCAAUUUUGUAAAUUUCUAUUAAAACUGCCAUUUUCAUUUGCCUACUCUAGAUACUGGUUUUUGAGGAUAAUUGCCAUUUUUUAAAAAAUAUAAACAAAUGUGUCAUGUAAAGAUAUAAUUCAAGACACAUUCCUUUUUUUUACAUUUGUAAUACUUUUGUAUAGAUUUAAGUGGUUGAAAAUUCAGUUUUUUUAUUCUUAAUCAUUGAUUUAUGUAAUUGAUUUUUGGAAAUCUUAAUUGAUUCAUUCAUUAAUUAUUAAAUCAUUUCCUAUGUUUGAAUCUGUGAUUAAGUACCUGCACUUGUGACAUUAUUUAGAUAUUUUUUUGUUCGUAUUCUUUUUUGCAGAAUAUUUACAAAUAAUAUUUUAAAUUAUAUCUUUUGAUUGUAUAAUCAUUAUUGGCUUACAUAUUCCCCAUAUUCAUGUGUAAAAAAAAAAAAAAAAAAAGAAGUUUCUCAACAUAUAAUGUGAGCCUUAUGGUGUAUACUUGUUUUGGAAAUUAAUCAGAAUUUUGUAGCUUCAUUAUAGAUCAACUGUUUAUUUUUAAAAAAAAAAAAAGAUUUUAAAUAGUUUUACAGCCCUAAACAAAUUCAUCUUUGCACUGGCAUAUUGCUUUUUGACUUAUUGCAGAGAUAAAAAGAAAUUUGAUAUUAAAUACAGGUUAUUUUAUUCUUAGAAUUUUCUGUGUCUCUCAGAAAAAAGUUUUUUUUUUGUAACAUUUAUUAUUAUUUAAGUUACUAUCUUUCUCUAUAUGUCCUGAGAUUUAUAUUUUCAUUUGUUACAUUUUGAAUGUUUUCCAUUCUUUUUCUAACUUGAAAAGCAAAGCCAAAGUAUAUUAGCUAUUUUGUUUACAAAGUUAGAUGUUUUAAACAAUCUAGAUUUGUCAUGAUGUAAAAUAAGUGUGUACAGAAAUUUUUUUAAAAAUAAUUCUUUAAUUUUUUAGAGAUGAUGUUUUGGAGGUCAUUAUCAAAUGUAUAUUGAAUUCGAUUUCUUACCUUAUUUUAUUGAUGGCUACUUUCAGUUUGUAUUUUGUUAUACUUUUGUAAUCUAAAUACCAAUGAGAUUAAAAAAUAUAUAUACUAUUAGCAAGUUUGAGACUUACAAAAUCUAUUGAUAUUCAGUGUUUAGUGAAAAAGUUUCAAUUUAAUAUAUUUCAGGUACUUAAUAUUAAUCUUAUUUGAAAUUAUGCAUUAUACAUUGUAUAAAAAAAUUGUGAAAUUAGCAUAUUUUUGAUGAAUGUAGCAGAUAUUCAUUCAGAAUCUCUUCAAACUUAAUCAUGUAUGAUCUGCAUAAUAUCAAAAUAAAUCUAUCCUUUGUACAUAAAAUAAAAUAUUUAUGUAAAUAAAAGUAUAUGAACAGAUAUAUUUAUUAUAAAGAAAUCCUCUUGUUUGUAAUAUUAAUGUACUGUAGCAAAACUCUUGAAUGCUGCAUAUGUUCCUUCAUUUUUCUUUCAGCCAUAUGUUCUAUUUUAUUGAUAACAGAAAAUUUUGUAUGCAAAUAUCUUAUUACUUUUACACUUAAGAUAUCUUUUGCUAGAAUGUGUGUUAGCAGCCAUUGUUUCUUUGGUUUUGUGAUCAUUGCUUACAAAUAAAAUUGUAUAAGCUGCA
Molecule: messenger RNA, 3556 nt
Organism: Argiope bruennichi
Lineage: Eukaryota; Metazoa; Arthropoda; Arachnida; Araneae; Araneidae
Product: transmembrane protein 184B-like
Exons: 10
Coding region: 296-1582 (428 amino acids)
Biological process (GO): transport
Molecular function (GO): transporter activity
Source: RefSeq, a predicted model, not a curated record